Lactuca sativa (garden lettuce) is the source of this 2234-nucleotide messenger RNA. Its product is annotated as ankyrin repeat-containing protein At5g02620. Gene Ontology annotation, molecular function: protein binding. The record is from RefSeq and is a predicted model, not a curated record. NCBI's taxonomy places the organism in Eukaryota, Viridiplantae, Streptophyta, Magnoliopsida, Asterales, Asteraceae. Gene Ontology annotation, cellular component: plasma membrane.
GAUUGACGUUCCUUUCUCUCUCUACCAUUUCCUUUUUUUCUUUUUCUCUCCACCUCCAUUGUCCAAACACCAAAAGAUACAUGCACAAAGGAGAUAGUUCUCGUUCUUUUGUCAUUUAAUGCCAUUUACAGAUUGUUGUGAUCUCAAAAAGCCAUUUUCAAUUCAUGGACUAUUUGGUUCCAAAUGGAGGAGUGCAAAAGGUCCACAUUUCUUCAUACCCAGGGCAUAAAUUUGAGGUCCAGGAGAUUGCAAAUCAACAAUAAUGGAGUUUGGGAAGUUUAUUUAAAAGAAUAUUUGCAUUCGGUGAUUAAAUAAUUGAAUUAGUUCUUCAGGGGUGUUGAUUUUUACAUGAAGAAAGAUUUUCUAGGUUUGAAAAUGCUAUUUUUGAUCUGGGUUUUUGAGGGGAAGAAGAAAAGAAUUUCCGUUAUUCAUUAUUAGGAUUACAAAAGCUCCCCACGCACCAAAAAGGGGAUCAUUAUCAGGCUUUAUACAAAUUCUUCGAUGAAGGCACCACCAGAAACAUGGUUGCCACCGGCCACCACCACCCCAACCACCGCUUCCCGGAAAAAGAUGUCUAAACAGGUGACGGGGAAACGAGAUGAUACCCCUUUGCAUACAGCUGCAAGGGCAGGGAACAUCAACGCAGUAAUGGAGAUUUUAGGUGAUUGUUAUUGUGAAGAAGAAUUGAUUUCAUUGCUUUCCAAGCAGAAUCACGCCGGUGAAACGGCGCUGUAUGUGGCGGCAGAAUACAGUUACGUUGAUUUGGUUAGGCUCUUGAUCGAUCAAUAUGAUAUGGCAACAGCCAGCAUUAAAGCCAAUAAUGGAUUCGAUGCUCUUCAUAUUGCUGCUAAACAAGGAGAUUUAGAGACUCUAAUGGUUUUAAUGGAGGCCCACCCAGAAUUAUCAAUGACGGUUGAUAUAUCAAACACCACAGCCUUACACACGGCGGCGAUGCAAGGCAACAUUGAGGUGGUGAACUAUCUAUUGGAGAUUGAGAGUAGUUUGGCAUCAAUAGCAAGAAGUAAUGGGAAAACGGCUUUACAUUCGGCUUCAAGAAACGGGCAUGUUCUAGUGGUGAAGGCUCUUUUGGAGAAGGUACCCGGGAUAUCUUCAAGGAAUGAUAAGAAGGGACAAACUGCCCUUCACAUGGCGGCAAAAGGCCAAAAUCAUGAGGUGGUUGAAGAGUUGAUCAAGGCGGAUCCGUCGUUGAUAAAUAUGGUUGAUGCAAAGGGGAAUACUUCUUUGCAUAUUGCAACCCGUAAAGGCCGGGUUCAGAUUGUUAAGAUGCUACUAGCUCGUAACGAAAUAAACACAAGAGUUGUGAAUAGGUCGAACGAGACUGCAUUUGACACGGCCCAUAAAAUGGGCCAUCCCGACAUAGGAUGCAUCUUAGAAGAACACGGUGUCCCAAGUGCCCGUGUCCUAAAACCUUCAACAACUCCAGCCCGAGAGCUAAAACAAACUGUAAGCGACAUAAAACAUGAGGUCCAUGAUCAACUCGAACACACUCUCCAAACUCGACGAAGGGUCCAAGGCAUUGCGAAACACCUCAAUAAAAUGCACGCCGAGGGCCUCAACAACGCGAUAAACUCCACCACCGUGGUGGCCGUGUUAAUCGCCACGGUUGCAUUCGCCGCCAUUUUUACAGUCCCAGGACAAUAUGUCGAUGAUCCAAGCAAUAUACCCGAGGGUUUUUUGCUCGGUGAGGCGCAUAUUGCCCCACAGCCCGCGUUUAUAAUCUUCUUUGUUUUCGACUCCGUGGCUCUAUUUAUCUCGUUAGCAGUUGUUGUGGUUCAAACCUCGGUGGUGGUUAUUGAAAGCAAAGCGAAGAAGCAAAUGAUGGCUGUUAUCAACAAGCUAAUGUGGUUGGCUUGUGUGCUUGUAUCGGUGGCGUUUUUGGCCCUUGCGUUUAUUGUGGUCGGGAAGCAUGAGAAAUGGCUAGCGAUUUGUGUGACCAUUAUAGGAACGUGUAUAAUGGUCACAACUUUGGGGUUGAUGUGUUAUUGGGUGAUUAUGCAUCGAAUUGAAACAUCAAAUAUGAAAAAUAUGAGAAGGAAAUCAAUGUCGGGUACCGAAAGUAGGUCGGGGUCGAGGUCUAGGACAUGGUCGAUUUCUGUACUUUCAGAUACGGAUCCUAUGAAUACCGAGUUCAAGAACAUGUAUGCAAUCUAAAAAAAAAUACAUUUUGAGUAAGAUCUUUUUGGUUCAAUUAGGCAUGACUGGUAAUUUAAUCG